Messenger RNA from Cryptomeria japonica (Japanese cedar), 1046 nucleotides. RefSeq lists its product as uncharacterized. Bases 76 to 840 code for a protein of 254 amino acids. The record is from RefSeq and is a predicted model, not a curated record. The transcript is spliced from 3 exons. NCBI's taxonomy places the organism in Eukaryota, Viridiplantae, Streptophyta, Pinopsida, Cupressales, Cupressaceae.
AAAAAACAGAGGAUUCAUCUUCAACUCUGAUUCAAGAUACCAGACGGGUCGUCAAGAUUUCCAAAGAAUGAAUGAAUGGAAGUGAAGGCCCAAGAUCUGAGAAUGGGAGAUAGUGAGAUUGAGCAAGAAGCCCGAGAUGUGGCAACUGUUCAAAUUCGACAACAAACAAUACACAUUCCCGAAGGAUUGAUGAGACUUGUAAAGAAAUGCUUGUUAUCCGAGGAAGACACGAGAGAAUCCUUUUCAGUCAUCUGUGGUGGUCAUGUCAAUCACUUCCAGGCAGAAUCAUUUGAUGAGCUAUGGGGUUGUGGGUGGAGGAAUAUUCAGAUUUUGAGCUCCCAUUUGAUAGAAAAGGAGGAGAUGAAAGAUGUGCUCUUUGGAGGAGCUUCCUUCGUUCCAUGUAUUUUGGCAUUGCAGAAAUGGUUGGAAUUAGGGUGGAGAAAAGGAUUCGACGUCCAAGGAGCUCAAGAAUUCGGUUGGAAUAUCAUUGGCACUUGUAAAUGGAUUGGCUCCACUGAGUGUGCUGCACUCUUCCGAUCAUUCGGCCUAAGAGCAAAUAUUGUGGAAUUCAAAUGCCAUUCUUCAGCUUCUGCUCAAUAUAAUCAUCAUUCUGAAGAAGAGAAUUCUGAUUACCCAUUCGGCAGAGACAAUGAAAUCUAUGCUCGCCACAGACAUAAAGUCAUGAUUGAUUGGAUCUGGAGAUAUUUUCUUUGUGGGUACAAGGAAUCGGAAUCUGCUGGAGAUAAGCACAACAAUCGAGUUAUGAUCAGCAAUAGAUCGGUGAGUUUGAGGAUGUGCUACACAUUUCGAAAAGGCUUUAAAGACUACAAUAAAAUGUAAUUGGUAGGUAUAAUGCUAGACUUUACAACCUUUGCUAGCAUCCUCCCAGCCUGUGUCAAAUGGGAGCUUUCGAACAGGGUAUGGAGAUCCAACAAAGCAUAAAGGAUAGACAAAUUUUCUCCUAGGCAGUUACAACUAUUUUGGUUGACAUUUAUGCAAAAUCUAGCUACUUAUUCAUAAGUAGUUUAUUUUUUAUAGCAUAGACA